Drosophila sechellia is the source of this 1608-nucleotide messenger RNA. RefSeq names its product Proteome of centrioles 1 (gene Poc1). The transcript has 2 exons. NCBI's taxonomy places the organism in Eukaryota, Metazoa, Arthropoda, Insecta, Diptera, Drosophilidae. Gene Ontology annotation, molecular function: protein binding. The record is from RefSeq and is a predicted model, not a curated record. Gene Ontology annotation, biological process: cilium assembly. Gene Ontology annotation, cellular component: ciliary basal body; centriole. The coding region runs from base 116 to 1285 and encodes 389 amino acids.
AGCCUACGCGAUUUUAAUUCCGAUGACCGAUCAUUUCAAAUAACGCGUCAAAAAAUCAGCGUCAUAGAAAUAUUGUUUUGUUGAAAAUUCCCAUCACAAGUCGUAAGAAACAAAGAUGCAAGGACUGUUCAGGGAUCCGGCACUGGAGCGCCACUUCACUGGCCACUCGGGCGGCAUCACACAGCUGCGCUUUGGUCCCGAUGGUUCCCAGAUCGCCACCUCGUCCACGGACUCCACGGUGAUCCUGUGGAACCUCAACCAGGCGGCCCGCUGCAUUCGCUUUGCGUCGCACUCGGCUGCGGUGAACGGUGUGGCCUGGUCGCCCAAGGGCAACCUGGUGGCCUCCGCCGGACACGACCGCACCGUGAAGAUCUGGGAGCCGAAGUUACGCGGCGUUUCCGGGGAGUUUGUGGCCCACAGCAAGGCGGUGCGCAGCGUGGACUUCGACUCCACCGGUCACUGGAUGCUAACCGCCUCCGAUGACAAGUCGGCGAAGAUAUGGCGCGUUGCCAGGCGGACGUUUGUGUCUUCGUUUGCACAGCAAAACAACUGGGUGCGCAGCGCCAAGUUCAGUCCCAAUGGCAAACUGGUGGCCACCGCCAGCGAUGACAAGUCGGUGAGGAUCUACGAUGUGGACAGCGGUGAGUGCGUGCGCACCUUCACCGAGGAACGAGCCGCUCCACGGCAACUGGCCUGGCAUCCGUGGGGCAAUAUGUUGGCCGUCGCCCUCGGCUGUAACCGCAUCAAAAUCUUCGACGUUUCCGGCAGCCAGCUGUUGCAGCUUUACGUGGUGCACUCGGCGCCGGUCAACGAUGUGGCCUUUCAUCCUAGCGGACACUUCCUGAUCUCCGGCAGCGACGACCGCACCAUUCGCAUCCUAGACCUGCUGGAGGGAAGGCCCAUCUACACUUUGACGGGCCACACUGAUGCGGUGAAUGCGGUGGCAUUCAGUCACGAUGGCGACAAGUUUGCUACCGGUGGUAGUGAUCGCCAGCUCCUGGUCUGGAAGUCGAACCUACACACCUAUGAUGCUUCGCAGUUUGAAGCCAAGUCUGCCCUGGCUUCCUCCGGUUGCGAAAGCAGUGGCGUCUCCUCGAAACAGAGCGUAGGCAGUUCCAAGUCCAAUGACCUCAGUAUCCGCAUUGAUCCGCGCCAAUCCCUGGCCUAUCAGCUGUCGGAGGAAAACUUCCAGGUGCUCGACAGUAAACACUCGACUCAGCCGGACAAGCUGCUCGGUCACGGCAUGGACUUCAAGCAGCAUAGCUCCAGCCCGCGCUUCUUUUAACCAACACGAUCAGUAGCCUUUGUCGCACAUAACCAGCCGAACAUUCCGCAGGUACUGGACGUGUCCAUCGAAUCUGGGUCGGACUUGUGCUCCUGUUCCGGGCGGCUGGACGAGAUCAGCAAACUAUUGGAAUCGAUCGAUGAGCGUGUGCGGCGAUUGGAGGGCAUAUACUCUUUAUAGCUCCCUAAAAUACAAUUAAACGUAAUUAAAUCUAAUGUACCAAUCAUAAUUAAUUACGAUCCUUGAUAAUUAUUUUGUUAAAUUAUUAUAUAUCCGCUACGCUGUAUGACGCAUUUUAUAAAAAGCAAUUGAACAAUUGUAAA